AUGGAAAGACUACUUCAUUUGGGAAUUCUAAAGCCGUAUCAAUCUACGUCUGUUGAAGCUGUGUUGAUUCCUACUGAAGAAUGCAUCACAGACCUACUAUCAAAAAAGAAUGAAAGCCUAUCAACAGAGUUAGAUAUUUCAUUACUUAAUCUUCGCUUUGAAGUAGACGCAAAACUGUUUGAAACAGAUGAAAGUUUGCAAUCAAAUCUACUGGAAAGUGUAACAAAUGUUUUAACAAAAUCUAAUUUGGAAGAAAAGCAAAAAGAUGUCACUGCCACAUUGUUAUCUAUAAACAACACAGAGAUAGUUCAUAUGGAAACUAGCCUGCUGAGCCCAAUAGAUAAAUCUGGUAAAUUUGAAAAAGAGGAAAAAGAAGAGGAAUUCUUUAUAAACGUUGAAGAUAUAAAAUGUAUGCUGAGGAUUAAAGGACUUCCACAGAAUUUAGAAGUAUCAGAUCAGAAUGACGAUCCACCUGAAACUAAAAGUAAAUCAAAUUAA
This is a messenger RNA of Mytilus californianus (California mussel), 498 nucleotides long. RefSeq lists its product as uncharacterized. The record is from RefSeq and is a predicted model, not a curated record. NCBI's taxonomy places the organism in Eukaryota, Metazoa, Mollusca, Bivalvia, Mytilida, Mytilidae. The transcript is spliced from 4 exons. Bases 1 to 498 code for a protein of 165 amino acids.